AUGGCCGCCGAGUUCUCCAGAUGUGUCGAGUACGGCCUCGGGCUCUCGAAGCGGGUGUUCUACGGCAAAGAGUCGGUUCCAGACCCGUCGGCGAUGACCAGGUCUUCGGAGUCGUACUUGCCGGAGGCUCCGAUGGUGUACGCGGUCGUACCCGACCCGUCAAUCGUGGAUAAUCCGGACAUUCCGAGCUACCAGCCGUACGUUCACGGCAUGUGUGAGCCGCCGGCUUUGAUACCUCUGCAUAUGCAUGGGAUAGCUAUGGAAAUCGAGAGCUAUUUGGACACUGCGUUCGUUACUGUGAGCGGCACGUGGCGCGUGCAUUGUGUUGCCGCGGGAAAGAGGUGCGAUUGUCGCGUCGCGGUGCCGUUGGGCGAUAAGGGUUCACUUCUAGGUGUUGAGGCUGAAAUUACCGGAAGAUCAUAUAGUACUCAACUAAUCACAGCAGAAGACACAACAGAUAAGGAGAAAGUGGCCAAAGAUGGGUACUUUCUGAAACGCCAGAUAUACACCCUAAAAGUCCCACAGGUUUACGGGGGCUCCUUCCUUUCAUUCAAAAUUCGAUGGUCUCAGAAAUUGUUGUAUCACGCUGGCCAGUUUUCCCUCAGUAUACCUUUUAGUUUUCCAGCAUGUGUCAAUCCGGUGGCCAAAAAAAUUUUGAAAGGAGAAAAGAUUUUGUUGAAUGUGAAUACGGGUAUUGACGCAGAAGUUUUAUGCCAAAGUACCAGCCAUCCUCUUAAGGAAGUUAGGCGCCAAAGUGGUAGAUUGAGUUUUUCAUAUGAAGCAGAGGUAUCAUCAUGGUCAAGUGCAGGCUUCAGCUUUUCAUACUCUGUUUGUUCAAGUGACUUAUUUGGUGGUAUGCUUUUGCAAUCCCCAUCGCUUCGUGAUUUUGAUGAUAGAGAGAUGUUUUGCUUCUAUCUAUUCCCCGGAAAUAGCCAGACUAGGAAGGUUUUCAAAAAGGAAGUUAUAUUUAUUAUUGAUAUAAGUGGAAGCAUGCUGGGAGACCCUCUUGAAAAUGCAAAGAAUGCACUUUUGGCGUCACUCUCUAAUCUCAACCGAGAUGAUACUUUCAACAUUAUAGCUUUCAAUGGAGAGGUUCACUUAUUCUCAUCAUCAAUGGAGCUGGCAACAAAUGAAGCAAUGCUAAAAGCUAAGGAGUGGGCUAGCACUAAUCUUACUGCAAAUGGUGGUACAAAUAUCUUGCUUCCCCUCAAACAGGCUAUGCAGUUGUUGGCCAAAACCAGUGAUUCAAUUCCUUUCAUUUUCCUCAUUACUGAUGGUGCUGUUGAAGAUGAAAGGGAGAUUUGCACUAUUAUGAAAGGUUACCUUACAAGUGCUGGUUCGGUUUGUCCUUGCAUAUCUACUUUUGGCAUAGGUUUAUAUUGUAAUCAUUACUUCCUGCAAAUGCUAGCCCAAAUUGGGAAGGGUUACUAUGAUGCUGCUUAUGAUGCAGAUUCAAUUGACUAUAAAAUGCAAAGGCUAUUCACAAGUGCUUCAUCAGUGAUUCUUGCCAAUAUAACCAUCGACACUUUAGAAUGUCUCGAUUCGCUUGAGCUGUUUCCAUCUCAUAUCCCAGACCUUUCAUCUGGAAGUCCAUUGAUCAUAUCAGGCAGAUAUGAGGGAAGCUUUCCCGACUCCAUCAAAGUUCGUGGUACCUUGGCUGAUAUGAGUAAUUUUGUCAUAGACUUGAAAGUACAAAGAACUAAGGAAUUUCCACUUGAUCAGGUGCUUGCAAGAAGGCACAUUGACAUGCUUACAGCUCAUGCAUGGUUAUUGGGAAGUAAAGAGCUGGAAGAGAAGGUUUCCAAAAUGAGCAAACAAACCGGGGUCCCAUCUGAGUACACUUGCAUGAUACUAGUGCAGAGUCCGCAGACUGAUAACGGGAAGAGAGUGCCGGAAUCCAUUACGAUACAAGGGGUCUACAGCAAAUUUACCCAGCUGAACAAGACGGAGUCAAAUCGCCAGAAGGUCAUAGUCCUCGGAAACCUGGGUGUUGGGUUCGGUAACUUGAAGGCAACGGUUGAGAAUAAAGCACCGGCAAGCGAAGAAGUAAAGCCAGCUGAUCCAACAGAGCUCUUGUUUAAUGCUGCUUCCAACUGCUGUAGCCAAGUACUUGAUCGCGUCUGUUGCAUGUGUUUCAUUAGGACUUGUUCACACAUGAACAACCAGUGUGCAAUUCUUCUCACACAAGUCUGCGCUGCCCUUGCUUGUUUUGAGUGCAUCAAUUGUUGCUUUGAAUUAUUUGCAGGAUGA
Messenger RNA from Prunus armeniaca (apricot), 2250 nucleotides. Lineage: Eukaryota; Viridiplantae; Streptophyta; Magnoliopsida; Rosales; Rosaceae. The record is from the annotation of a GenBank genome assembly.